Cornus florida is the source of this 1996-nucleotide messenger RNA. Its product is annotated as ATP-dependent 6-phosphofructokinase 3-like. Lineage: Eukaryota; Viridiplantae; Streptophyta; Magnoliopsida; Cornales; Cornaceae. Gene Ontology annotation, molecular function: 6-phosphofructokinase activity; ATP binding. The record is from RefSeq and is a predicted model, not a curated record. Gene Ontology annotation, biological process: glycolytic process; fructose 6-phosphate metabolic process. Gene Ontology annotation, cellular component: cytoplasm. The transcript is spliced from 13 exons. The coding region runs from base 306 to 1775 and encodes 489 amino acids.
GGGUAACUUUUUACUUCAGUACUGCAUCGUCUUGUCAUGCUCUAUAUUUAGAAACAGUACACAUACAUACAUAUAUAUAUAUAUAUAUAUAUAUAUAUAUAUAAUGGCUAUAUAUCUGAAUAUAUCGUCAAUUUCUUAAACCAACUCAUGUUGUAUUGUCGAGUUUGAUUCAAUAUGUAUAGUUCGUCUUCAACUUGUGCUUUGAAUUUGCUUGGCUCAGAUCCUUCUGAUCCCAAGCCAAUGACUUGGAAUUAUUAGUUCUAGUAACUGUUUUAUUUGCGAGGUUCUUCUCUUCACGAAACGCGAUGGCACUCUCCGGCAACUCUCAGCAAAAGAUCGUCACCGGCGAUGCUGGUUACGUCCUCGAAGACGUCCCUCAUUUGUCUGAUUACAUUCCUGAUCUUUCUACUUAUCCAAACCCGUUGCAAGACAAUCCUGCAUACUCAGUUGUCAAGCAAUAUUUUGUCCAUGACGACGACACUGUUGCACAAAAGGUUGUUGUUCACAAGAACAGUCCAAGAGGGACACAUUUCCGACGCGCUGGACCACGUCAAAAGGUGUAUUUUGAGUCGGAUGAAGUACACGCAUGCAUUGUUACAUGUGGGGGCUUAUGCCCUGGUCUCAACACAGUGAUUAGGGAGUUAGUAUGCGGCCUUUUCCACAUGUAUGGUGUAAAGAAGGUUCUGGGAAUAGAUGGAGGAUAUAAGGGUUUCUAUUCUCGAAAUACAAUCCCUUUAACACCCAAGGUUGUAAAUGAUAUCCAUAAACGCGGUGGAACCAUUCUUGGGACUUCAAGAGGUGGCUAUGAUACUACAAAGAUAGUCGACAGCAUUCAGGACCGCGGUAUAAAUCAGGUUUACAUUAUUGGAGGAGAUGGAACUCAGCAAGGGGCAUCUGUUAUUUAUGAGGAAAUUAGAAGGCGUGAGCUCAAAGUUGUAGUUGCUGGUAUUCCCAAAACCAUUGAUAAUGACAUUCCGGUUAUUGACAAGUCAUUCGGCUUUGAUACUGCUGUCGAGGAAGCUCAACGUGCCAUUGCCGCUGCACAUGUUGAAUCUGAAAGCAUUGAGAAUGGCAUUGGUCUUGUGAAAUUAAUGGGUCGCUACAGUGGGUUUAUUGCAAUGUAUGCUACUCUUGGCAGCCGGGAUGUUGACUGUUGCUUGAUUCCGGAGUCACCCUUUUAUCUGGAAGGAGCAGGUGGACUUUUUGAAUAUAUAGAGAAACGACUCAAAGAACAUGGGCACAUGGUUAUUGUCAUAGCUGAAGGUGCAGGGCAAGAGAUGCUUUCUGAGAGUUUGCGUCAUAGUGAUCAGAAGGAUGCUUCAGGAAACAAGCUUCUCCAUGAUGUUGGGCUGUGGAUAUCUCACAGGAUCAAGGAUCAUUUCUCAAAACAAAAGAAGAUGGUCAUCAAUCUCAAAUAUAUAGAUCCUACAUACAUGAUCCGUGCUAUUCCAAGUAAUGCAUCUGAUAACGUUUGCUGCACACUUCUUGCUCAAAGUGCUGUGCAUGGAGCAAUGGCUGGGUACACAGGCUCUACAGUUGGACUUGUCAAUGGCAGACAUUCUUACAUACCCUUCUAUCGAAUUAAUGAGAGACAGAACAAGGUUGUGAUAACGGACAGGAUGUGGGCUAGGCUCCUUUCAUCUACUAAUCAGCCGAGCUUUUUGACUGCAAAAGAUGUCAUCGAUACCGAUAGAGAGGAAGUACCCCCUACUCAGUCUUUGGAGGAUAAUAAUUGUUCGGAUGACAAAUUGGUUAACAAAGAGAUUUUGUGCUGAGAAUUUGACAUUGUAAUGCUCAGUAAAUUGCUUCUGUUACUGCAAUCUGGUCAUUAGCUCACUUAAGUUCCUUUCCACGUGAUUGAUCUUCUUGUAUUGUUAUAUUUAAGGAAAUACGAAGUUUUUAUGUGUCCUUUUUAAGUUUAUGUAGAAAGCAAUACUAAGUUUUUAUGUAUCCUUUUUAAGUUUAUGCAGAAAGCAAUACUAAGUUUUUAUGUGUC